UUCAAUUCAUUCGAACAACUUUGGAUUAAUUUUGUAAAUGAAAAAUUACAACAAUUUUUCAAUCAUCAUAUGUUUGUAUUGGAACAAGAAGAAUAUGCACGUGAAGGUAUUCAAUGGACAUUCAUUGAUUUUGGAUUGGAUUUACAAGCAUGCAUUGAAUUAAUUGAAAAACCACUUGGUAUUUUAUCAAUGUUGGAUGAAGAAUGUAUCGUACCAAAAGCAACCGAUUUAACAUUAGCACAAAAAUUAAACGAUCAACAUUUGGGUAAACAUCCAAAUUUUGAAAAACCUAAACCACCAAAAGGUAAACAAGGUGAUGCACAUUUUGCAAUGCGACAUUAUGCUGGUACUGUACGAUAUAAUGUAAGUAAUUGGUUGGAAAAGAAUAAGGAUCCAUUAAAUGAUACGCUUGUAUCAGUAAUGAAACAUUCAACUGGUAAUGCAUUAUUAGUUGAAGUAUGGCAAGAUUAUACAACACAAGAAGAAGCUGCUGCUGCUGCUAAAGGUUUUUUUUUUUUAAUUUAA
Loa loa (African eye worm) is the source of this 525-nucleotide messenger RNA. Its product is annotated as MYO-2 protein. The record is from RefSeq and is a predicted model, not a curated record. Gene Ontology annotation, cellular component: cytoplasm; actin cytoskeleton; vesicle. The transcript has a single exon. The annotation marks the transcript as partial. Lineage: Eukaryota; Metazoa; Nematoda; Chromadorea; Rhabditida; Onchocercidae. Gene Ontology annotation, molecular function: microfilament motor activity; actin filament binding; ATP binding. Gene Ontology annotation, biological process: vesicle transport along actin filament; actin filament organization.